Molecule: messenger RNA, 2421 nt
Organism: Vanessa tameamea
Lineage: Eukaryota; Metazoa; Arthropoda; Insecta; Lepidoptera; Nymphalidae
Exons: 5
Coding region: 379-1602 (407 amino acids)
Source: RefSeq, a predicted model, not a curated record
CCAUAUUUCUCAGUCCAGUUAGAAUCGGCUUGCGUGCUGAACGUAUCAAAAUGGCUGCAUACUCUAUCACGAUCGGAGACAAAAAUUUCGACCAGUGCUUUUAAUUUGUUCUGUGAAUAUAAAAACUUUGUGGUGCAGUUUUUAUUUUUAAUUUUAAUAUUCUUUUGUUAAAAAAAAUACUUAAAGAUUAUUGUAUUGUAGUUUAGUUUUAAGUUCGUGAAAAAGUUAAAUUGUUACGAUUUUUAUUGUUUUGUGUUUCACACUGGAGUCUGACAGGGAAUUAUAUUUGGAGGUAGAUGAUGUGAUACUUAUACGCUGACUGAAGUUAUACAAAGAAGACCAGAACAGUCGUAAAGCUGGAUUUUCUUUAAACUCACCAUGGAUUCCGAGAGUCGGAGUGAGUCGGCUCUGAACAGCCCGACUGAGCCGGAUGUAUCAUUGGCAGCCUCCCUCACUGACCCUCUGGAGGCACACACUCUAGAUGAAGCCAGGAGAACUAUCAGGCUAUUUUCAUUUAUUUCCAGAGAUCUCCGAAUGAAGUAUCGAGCCCAAGCUCAUCAACUCUUAACAUGGCGCCGAGCUCAUCGAACUCAAGAAGAACUAGUCACACGUCUUCAACGAGAGAAGGCUGAACAACUCAAAUCCCUUUCCAGCCAACUCCUCUUAUUCGAAUCGCGAUUGGUUCGCAAACAGAAGGAGAUCACAAACAUGCUGGCUCUUCGGGAAACGAUUAUCAUGAAACAGCAAAAAGUAAUCGAAACUCUACAAACUAAAUUACUCGAUAACGGAAUUGAUACGUCACAAACUAUUCCCGAUUUCAGAGAUAUGUUGCAAGACAGUCACAUAACCGGUGACUUUGAUUCUCUUAACGAUUCAGAUUCCGCUGUCAUCAUGGAAGACAUAGAUUCUGAUUGCAGCAAUCUACCACACGUGCCAAGGUUUAGAUCGGCCAACCCUGACAGCGUAACGAUAGUUCGAUCCAUUUCAGACGCGAUAGAUCCAAAUCUGAAAUACAGCGUCGUGAGGCGUUCAAAUGGAUUCCUUCGGAGACCGGAAAUAUUGGAGACUGUAUACAGCGUCGAAGAGGAAGCCGAUGGUGAUUCUACCAAAGGCUUGAGCGCACAAAACAGCACUGAAAAGGAAUUGAAAGAUGCGAAUAAAACAGACGAACAAAAGUAUAAAGAAACAAGCCUUCUAGCACAGAGACGAGACAAUUUCCGAAUGAGGAGCGUAGUCUUAACAGCUGAAGUCAAAAGCAUAGAUAACGACAAAGAUACAAAAUCAAAGUCGAACAAUGAGAUCUGGUCAUACAGCUACGUGCCAAAAAGAAUGAUGCCACCAAACGAUUCCGACGAAGAAGUAACUUCAAAUCCAGAAAGUGAUGAAGGGGAGACAGAACAGAAGACUAAUCAGGUGGUGACAUACAACAGAGUAAUGUCAAACCAUAGGAACGUGACGAAACCGAAAGACGUCAAGUACAAGAGGAUAAAUAAAGCUAAAUCGAAGAGCUUAGAGGAAUUGCGAGGGAGAUUAAAGAAUUGGGUCGAUAAGGGUAACAAGUUAUCAGAUAUGCCGCUAGAGCACGCGCAGAGCUAUGCCUGAAUCGUUUUGCCAAGUUCCUUUGUAACGUCAUGUGGAUUCUCGGAGCGAAGGCAUUCGUGUCACUAAUGAGAGAUAUUCGAAGAAAUCAGGUCGAAGGUCCCGUAGCGACGAUUUUAUUCCGUUUAAUGUAAGCAAACGCAUUUACAAUAAAAUUUUAAAGUAGCAAUUUCGUCAUUUUCAUUGAAACGCGUCGAGUGAGAUUAAUCAUUAUAUGCCAAAUUGUUAGAUUAAUAUUAUGAUCGUUGCUUUUUUGGCGUCUAGAAAAAAAAAAAAAUUAUUUAAAAGUAUUAGUAGAAUGUUAGUUAAUACAAUUUACGCUGUAGAACAUUUCGCUCAUAUCAUGGUUUAUUCGACAAUAUAUUAUAUAAUUCCGAAAAUCGAUGUUACUUAAAAGAAAAGUGAGUAUUUUUUUCGAUUAAUCAUUAAAAUAUUGAUGUUUUCAAUGUGUAGUUAAUAAAAAAUCGAUUCCAAGCAAACUAUUAGUGAAAUAUAUAAGUAUUAAAAUAAUUAAAGGUAGCUAUUGCUCUUAAAUGUCUUAAUAGUAAAUAUUGACGCACUAUUCUUGAUACUAUCUCCUUGGUCUAUUGUAAAAAAAAAAAUCUAUACGAAUUAACGUGUUGUGUACAUUUUAAAAUAUUGAAUCACACGCAAUUUUACUAUAAAUACGUUAUAAAGUUUGGAAAUGAUUUUUAAUAGCUUUUUUGAUAACUUAAGGAAGCUUUAAAUCGACAGAGGCGUGUAGUUUUGUAAAGAGUUAACAUUAAUCUAAAGUAUUCUACCGAAUUCUGUUGCUUAUUUAAAUAAUACAGAUUAAAAAAA